Suillus discolor is the source of this 516-nucleotide messenger RNA. RefSeq lists its product as uncharacterized. NCBI's taxonomy places the organism in Eukaryota, Fungi, Basidiomycota, Agaricomycetes, Boletales, Suillaceae. The transcript has 2 exons. The record is from RefSeq and is a predicted model, not a curated record. Bases 1 to 516 code for a protein of 171 amino acids.
AUGCUUCUUUCCUAUAUCAAAGCUGCAAGACUUCGCCGUUGGCUCGCCCGACCAGACUGUCCGCCUGCUAUUCAAGAGUGUGGGGUCCUGUUUGAUCGAGUAUUCAAUAAGAGCGCUACGAACCUGUAUACCCUCAUCAGACGACGAACGGCGGUAUUACGCGCUACACUCAAGUUCGACGGUGUGAUCUACAGUAAGGCGUCUACACACUUGGGCAACAGCCAGAUUUUCUUCUAUCCUCGCGGAGAUCGGUCGUUAACCCCUGUCGCCGCCAGUAUCAAAUACAUUUACAGUACACUGACAGGAGAGUUAUUGUUUGCUGUACAGCGACAUAUCCCGCUAGAUCACCAUACCGUCGAUCCCUUCUCAAUGUACCCUUAUUUUCCGGCGAAAUUGUACUCGACAGACUUCGGAACCCGCCUUGAAAAUGCCAAGGUGUCAUGGGUCGUUAGUCACUUUGCGCGAUGGAGGGUUUCUGACCGUCACGCUGUGAUUCUAUCCUUAUCUCGCGACUGA